Alternaria rosae is the source of this 1535-nucleotide messenger RNA. Its product is annotated as S-adenosyl-L-methionine-dependent methyltransferase. The transcript has 5 exons. The coding region runs from base 265 to 1461 and encodes 398 amino acids. Gene Ontology annotation, molecular function: O-methyltransferase activity. Lineage: Eukaryota; Fungi; Ascomycota; Dothideomycetes; Pleosporales; Pleosporaceae. The record is from RefSeq and is a predicted model, not a curated record.
UCAUGGCCACUUUUCAUCGAAGUCUAGCAGUGUGAGGAAGAUCUCCAAUUUGAAAUUCUGUGUCUUCCCACAAUUCCUCCUGGCGUAAAUGAGCAAACUCAUGCACCCCACUGUUCGUACCUUCUUACGCUUGACCUGGAAUGGCAGGCGCCGUACGCCUUCUUGGCUACUUGCAUUAUCCUGUUUAUCCCCAUGCCGUGACAUCGUCAACAUCAACCAGCACUGCUCACGAAUUAUAUUCUGUAGACUCGAAUCCCGUACACCAUGGAACCUGACGCCCUCUCCCAACUAAAAAUCCUCCUAGCCGCUGCCCCAACCCUCCGCGCUCAACUCAGCAACACCGAGCGCCUUCAACUUAGCGGAUUAGCCGAGGCGCUAAGAAACGAGUUGGAAAGACCAGAUGAAGCCGUCUUCAGGGUGACGUUCAAUGAGCCCGGACAUUAUCUCGCCAUUCGACUUGCUUUGCAAUGGGGUGUUUUCGAGGCGCUGGGUGAUGUUGGAGAGAAGGAGGUAUCGUGUAAGCAGAUUGCUGAGGGUGCGGGGGCAGAUGCGCGGUUAGUUGCACGCUUCCUACGCCAUCUAGCCGCAAACGGCACGAUCCAUGAAGUCGAUGUCGAUACAUACGCCAGCACUCGCCUCUCAGCUUCUCUAAGGCAAAAGUCUUUCAAGGAUGCUAUACACUUCAUGUUUGACGACUUCUACAACGUAGGCUGGCGCGUCCCGUCAUUCCUCGACUCAAUCUCUCACCUUAAUCCCUCCGAUAUUAACAACGGCCCAUUCCAACACGCUCAUGGCUUCUCUAACAAGUCGCUUUACACCGUUUUCAAUGAAGAUGCAGCGAUGGGAGAGCGCUUCGGUGGUAUGAUUCAGAUGUACAACGCCGGUAAGCCUUUCUUUUGGGAGAAUGGGUACUAUCCAUUCAAAGAGCGAUUGGUGGUUAGUGGACCCACUUCUGACGAAGAGGUAUUGCUUGUCGACAUCGGCGGCGGCGAUGCAGGCGAUUUGGGUCUGCUGAAGAAAGCGCUUGGAGAUGAUGUCAAGGGUCGACUUGUGCUACAGGAGUUGAAGCACAUUGUUGAUAGAAGCAAGCAAGAUGGGUUUGAAGCACAUGUUGGUGACUGGAAUGAGGUUCAGCCGAUUAAAGGUGCCAGAGCUUACAUGCUCCAGCAUAUUCUCCAUGACUUCAGUAGCGAUGACGCGUGUCGCCGCAUCCUGCGCAACAUCGUCCCCGCUAUGAAGCCCGGUUACUCCAAGCUUCUCAUCAAAGAGCUUCUUAUACCUGAUCAAAACGCGCCGUGGGCGUUUACUGCCAUGGAUGUCAACGUUAUGCAGUCACUUUCUGGUCAAGAGCGGACUGAGUCGCAGUUUCGCGAACUACUCGGGUCAGUGGGGCUAAAGAUGGAGGGUAUUUGGGGUCAUGAGAAUGCGUUGGAUGUGGUCAUCGAAGCCUCUCUGCCCUAGAUCCCUAUCUACACAAACUCCCAGUCGGAAUUAGAUGGUUCUUCACUCGGUAUAACAUACUUCCUCCAUCCCUC